Aspergillus nidulans FGSC A4 is the source of this 1688-nucleotide messenger RNA. Its product is annotated as misato family protein. Bases 116 to 1633 code for a protein of 505 amino acids. Gene Ontology annotation, cellular component: mitochondrion. Lineage: Eukaryota; Fungi; Ascomycota; Eurotiomycetes; Eurotiales; Aspergillaceae. The transcript has 5 exons. The record is from RefSeq and is a predicted model, not a curated record. Gene Ontology annotation, biological process: mitochondrion organization.
AUGCCUCAGAAUGUACGUCUGCUUUACUCAUCACAGUGCUCUGCGGGCUUCUUUUGCUCCCAUAGACAGAUUUUGACGCCGUGUCAAUGACUCUUAAAGUAGUGUGGUUUUGAGCAUGCACGAGAUCUUGACGCUUCAGCUGGGGCAGCGCGCAAACUAUCUGGCGACCCAUUUCUGGAACCUUCAGGAGUCAUAUUUUACUUACAACGGACAAGAGGAAUCUCCUGUAGACCAUGACGUCCACUUUCGCCCAGGCAUUGGGGCAGACGGGAGUGAAACAUACACGCCCCGGACGCUGAUUUAUGAUCUGAAGGGGGCAUUUGGCACCCUUCGAAAAAAUAAUGCCUUGUAUGAGCUAGCUGAGGAUUUAGCGCCCGGACAGGGCCUCUGGGAUGGUAAAGAAAUUCGGCAGGAAUUAGUUCCAAUCCCGCUGAGUGAUUAUCAAAAGAGCCUUGAUGCGGGAUCCCCAGCACCUCAACUUUCGUCAGAGACUGUUCGAUUCUGGUCUGACUACAAUAGAGUCUUUUACCAUCCUCGCUCAAUUGUGCAACUCAAUGAUUACGAGCUCAAUUCCGCAAUCAUGCCGUUUGAAGACUGGAACCUUGGGGAGGAUCUCUUCAACGAGCUCGACAAGGAGCAUGAUUUGCUCGAUCGGGACGUUCGUCCAUUUGCAGAAGAGUGUGACCAGCUACGUGCCUUGCAAAUAUUCACUUCAUCUGAUGAUGCUUGGGGCGGCUUCACAGCCAGGUAUGUGGACAGGCUAGUUGAUGAGUACGGAAAGAAGGCCGUCCUGCUGUGGGCUAUUGAAGAUGGUAGAAGGAUUCAUCAAACUGCCAAACUGAAACGUGAAACAAAUAAAGCUCGGUCAGUGUACUCUAUGUCGCCUGAAGCGACGAUGUACACGCCCAUUAUAGAUCCUCCCAGUCGAUUACCGAGCACCAUACGGGUCGACAAUAAUUCUGAAUGGUACACAUCGGCAUUGACCAGCAUUGCCAUGGAAAGCAUUACUCUUCCAACCCGACUACGGCCGUACCAGAAUUUCGAGUCCUUGCUAGCAGGCGAUGACAGCACUCGGCGUAUAUUUGAGCUACAGGCCUCAAUUGUCCCGCCAGCAAAGGACCAUAGGAAUGUGCAACGGCAGGCGUCGAAGCAACCCAAUAAAGUCGAAUCCUGCAAGUCAGGGUCAAUGGUAAGAACCGAAUUUGACUUGGAUUUUACAUAUGAUUCAGGCAGCAAUAAAUCGCACGUUCUCAAUCAGGUGCAAGUCUUGCGAGGUCUCGAGCCAGAUGAUAAAGAGGAAGAAUUGGCUGAAGCAGAUCUGGGGUUUGUAAGGAAGAUGCGGGUUUACAAAUCAGAGCCAAUGUUCCAUAGAUUCCACACGCCACUACAGUACCCAUUACUCGAUAGCUUCCCUAGCGACAUGAUCACCUUGUCAAUGCCCGAAAACAAACUGAGCAUUAUUUCCGCACUGACGACAUCCACUCGCACAGCUGAAAAGAUUAAAAACUUAGAGUCUGUGGCAGGUCGACUCAUAACUGUGGAUGAACGGGAGAAUCUUGUUAACGGGUUAGGAGAAAUCCGGGAGUCGUACGAGACCGGCUGGAUAAGCGACUCUGAUUUUGACGAUGAUUAAAGCUUCAUAGCAAUAAAUUCAUGGUUUAAUGAAAUCAAGAGCUGGAUUUAAUCUG